Meriones unguiculatus (Mongolian gerbil) is the source of this 324-nucleotide messenger RNA. RefSeq names its product large ribosomal subunit protein eL29-like. The record is from RefSeq and is a predicted model, not a curated record. The transcript has a single exon. The coding region runs from base 1 to 324 and encodes 107 amino acids. Lineage: Eukaryota; Metazoa; Chordata; Mammalia; Rodentia; Muridae.
AUGCACUUUGCCAAGAAGCACAAGAAAGGCCUGAAGAAGUUGCAGACAAACAACGCAGAGGCCAUCAAGGGCCUUGUGACGCCUGAGGCCGUUAAGCCAAAGAUGCCAAAGGGCCUCAGCUGCAAGCUCAGCUGUCUGGCUUUCGUCGUCGCUCACCCCAAGCUUGGGAAGCAGAUUCGAAGCUACAUGGCCAAGGGUCGUAGGCUCUGCCAACCAAAGCCCAAGGUUCAAAGCAAGGCAGAAGACACAGCUCCAGCUAAGGCCCAGACUUCAGCCCCAGCUCAGGCUCCCAAAGGUGCCCAGGCCCCUGUGAAGGCCCCGUAG